Cercopithifilaria johnstoni is the source of this 555-nucleotide messenger RNA. Lineage: Eukaryota; Metazoa; Nematoda; Chromadorea; Rhabditida; Onchocercidae. The record is from the annotation of a GenBank genome assembly.
AUGGUUAUCAGCGCCCAAGUGCUUAGUGUUAACGUUGGCGGAAGCAGCAACAACAGUAAUAGCGGUAAUAAUAAAGAAACGAAAUCCAGCAUUAGCGUUAAGAACAGUUCACCAGAGACGGCAAAAAUUACAACUGGUGACGAAAUCGAAAAUCAGGAAGAUCAGCAAAAAAAUCAAGAGUGUAGCAUCAAUCCACUGGUUGCGAAAACCCCAUCUGCAGUCUGGUUUAAGCAUCAUCAACUGCAGCAUCCUAAGUGGUUAUUGAAUUGUUGCACGUCAAAUCUUACCACAGCUGCGCAACAAUUAACUGUACUGAUUGACAGUAUUGGUAGCUGUAUUCCAGAUCUUGUCGCAACAUCAGCGACUAAUAUCGCUGUAAUUGCUACUGCUACUGAUAGCAGGCAUACGACUACAGCAACAACCACAACGGUUUCCACAACAGCUCCUGAUACUACGACAGAGCAGGAUAUGAGCCGAGAGAGUCGUCAUGUCCAUGUAAUUGGCCUACCGGAUAGUCUUUCGGAUGAACGAGUCUCAUCAUUUUUUUCCACGUAA